Macadamia integrifolia is the source of this 1750-nucleotide messenger RNA. RefSeq lists its product as uncharacterized. The transcript is spliced from 11 exons. The coding region runs from base 647 to 1498 and encodes 283 amino acids. The record is from RefSeq and is a predicted model, not a curated record. Gene Ontology annotation, molecular function: nucleic acid binding; RNA-DNA hybrid ribonuclease activity. NCBI's taxonomy places the organism in Eukaryota, Viridiplantae, Streptophyta, Magnoliopsida, Proteales, Proteaceae.
GAACAAAAAAGAGUUUCUCUAUGGAAUUCUUCACGAAAUUCAAUUUGGGGUUGACCCCGAUAAUGAAGAAGGAAUUCAUACGGGCAAAUGGUUUAUAGGGAGUGUGCCUCCUGUGCCUCAACAAAUUGAAGGAGAAAUGAUCAAUCCUACCUUAUAAAAUAGAAAUGAUAUCGUUAUAGACGCUUUCAUAGAUCUACGUAUGUGUGACUCCGCCACUUGAAACGCUUCCCAAAUACACGGAACAGAAGGUGAAAUAUUUUUUAUUUUUUUACUUGUGGUAAAGGGUACAAAUUCUGUGUCCGUGUCUCUCGUAAGCCUGAACCAACGGUAAAAGUUCAGCCUUCAGAUUUCGGGGUUCAAACACAGAGUCCCCAAAGCGUCCGCCGUCCGCCGCCCGCCGUCUGCCGUCCGCCGUCCGCCGUCUGCCGUCUGCCGUCUGCCGUCUGCAGUCUUAGGCUGCGACUGUUUACCCGGCGAUUUCUUCCACACGGUUGACGGCACCAGCGCCCAAUUGGACCUGGAUCCUUCCCAUCUCGGUGUCCGAUUUCAUUUUCAGAGUUCAGACUGGAGGUUUUUUGUUCGGUGUUACUCCAAUUGGCAUGGUGGGCAUGCUUUUUGCUCCCCAAAGUUGAAUCCUGUAGCAGCCAUGGAGAAGGACGCUUUCUAUGUUGUUCGCAAAGGGGACAUUGUUGGAGUUUACAAGAGUUUAAGUGAUUGCCAGGCUCAAGUUGGAUCUUCUGUAUGUGAUCCUUCUGUUAGUGUUUUCAAAGGCCAUUCCUUGCCUACGGAGGCUGAAGAGUAUCUUGUCUCGCGUGGGCUCCAGAAUGCUACCUAUUCAAUUAGUGCUUUGGAUGUAAGUGCUGACCUUUUUGGCGAACUCAUGCCUUGUCCUUUUCAGCAUCCAUCUUCUCCUAAGGCUCAAACAUCCAAGACGGAUUCUCCAAAAAAGAGAUUGCAUGAGGUGCUUGAAUCAGAUGGCAAUUUGGUCACAAGUGUGUUGGAUCCUGUAAGAAAGCAUAUCAAACUGGAAACUUCAAUUGCGGCUCAAUCAAUCUCUUCUAAUUGUGAUUCCUGUGUUCUCGAGUUUGAUGGUGCUUCAAAAGGGAACCCUGGACUGUCUGGUGCUGGAGCUGUACUACGAGCUGAAGAUGGAAGUGUGGUCUACCGUUUACGUGAAGGUGUGGGCAUUGCAACGAACAAUGUUGCUGAGUAUCGAGCUGUGAUUUUAGGUUUGAAAUAUGCACUUAAGAAAGGGUUUAAACAAAUUUGCGCAUAUGGUGACUCCAAUCUCGUCUGCAUGCAGGUUAAUGGUCUAUGGAAAACAAAGAACCAGAACAUGGCUGAUUUGUGCAAGGAAGUCAAGAAGCUCAAAGACAAGUUUCUGUCUUUCCAGAUCUCUCAUGUUCUCCGGGAAUUCAACUCUGAGGCUGAUGCUCAAGCGAACUUGGCCAUAAAUCUUCGAAAUGGUGAAGUUCAAGAAGAUUGUAUCAAGAAGUAGCUCCAGUGAUUGGAGGCAAGUGGAUCCGCUAUGCCCAUUUUGUGUGUUGCUAAUAGAGAUGCAUUGCAUGCAUAAGCUUACGCUCGAGAUCGAUUGAAAUUUUCUUUUGCGUUUGGGCAGGUGAUACCCAAUAGAUUAGAGGACUAUAAGAUAUCAUGCUCUAAAGAAGUUGCAUCUGUGCUCUAAAGUUUUCAAGUACUAAGUACAUCAAACCUGCUUGAUGUGAAGCUCAGUGUCUAUACUUUCCUCCCA